This is a messenger RNA of Zootermopsis nevadensis, 6858 nucleotides long. The record is from RefSeq and is a predicted model, not a curated record. Lineage: Eukaryota; Metazoa; Arthropoda; Insecta; Blattodea; Termopsidae.
ACUAGUGUCAUUUAUAGUGUUAAUAGUUUGCUUAUUUUAUGUUCUUUCUCAGUUCAAAUUUAUAGAUUAGAUCAGUUGCAAAUCCUGAUUUAGAAGUCACAUUCUGCAGAAAUGUAGUAUUAUUAGUACAGUGUCUACAUUGUUCCUGUGGGGAAAUUGACCCCAUUUUUGUGUUGGUUACCAAGCUACAGUAACCAUCUUCACCAGGACAGCUUUUUGUGAUUGUGCCCUUUGUUUUUUAAUCAAGCCGCAUUAACGAAAAACUUUGGUCUUUGCACCAGUCUUGUAUGGUGCUUGGUUAAUGAGCAGAGGGGACUCGAACCCAGGGCUAUGUUUGGGGGGUUGUGGCCCUUGUUUUCACGAAAUUGCCAAAACAACUUUAGGCAUGGAGUCGUUUUUUUUUCGUUUCCGAGCUACAUAAACUACUUUCCUUGGGAAUCUAACCCAGGAACUAUUCUGACUCAGACUCAAGUCUUUUCAUAAAUAGAACGCUGAAAUUGCCAACGACGGUCCCCUGCCAUAUCCUUACCUACUUUUCAUUCACGAUAAUAAUCCCUGUCUUAAUAAAAAGGAAACUAAUAAUCUUCCAGGUAUGGAACAACCUUCAUAAACUACUCACACAUCAGUUCUUAGCGUUGUAUUAUCUGUGCACACUACUAAUCAGUGCGGUCCGGAACAUUUAAUGUCUCCUGGGAUUCGCUGCAUUAAUGAAUAAUGCUGAUAAAUCAGUCGUUAUGAUGCUAUUGUGCCAAUACGUCCACUGAUAACCUGUCUAUGGUUUUGGCGCUGACCCGAAUCAGCAGCAAAAGUUAAUAAAAAUACGUGACCACUCUGAAAAAUAUGUACAUAAAGCAGGUGAGUUUUCACUAUAAACGUGUGAUUUAAUGUAUUUUGAAAUUAAUAGUUAUCAAAGGCCAGCUGUCCGUUUCAUUUUGCAGGUGAUUAUUGAAGGCUUUAAAAGCUACAGGGAGAAAACUGUCCUGGAACCAUUUCAUCCAGACCUGAAUGUAAUAGUUGGUGGAAAUGGUUCUGGAAAGAGCAAUAUUUUAUAUGCAAUACAGUUUGUGCUGAGUGAUGAGUUCUCACAUUUGAAAAAAGAUGUGAGGCACAAUAUAUUAUUUUAUGGUUUUGGACAUCGUGUUGUUGUUGCUUCAGUAGAGAUAGUCUUUGACAACACAGACAAACAGCUGCCUAUUCCAUCAGAUGAUGUUUCCUUUUGCCGAAGGAUUGGGCUUAAUUAUGACCAGUUCUACAUUAACUCAAAAGUAGUGCCUUAUAAGGAAAUGGUGAAUGUGUUAGUAUCAGCUGGAUUCUGUUCCUGUAAUACAUACCACAUUGUGAAACAAGGGAAGGUUAACCAGUUGGCCACAGCACCAGAUGCGUACAGACUUAGUGUGUUACUUGAGGUAGCAGGUAUACAAGUACAUGAAGAUGAAAUUCAGAAGAUGAAGACUGUUUUGGAAGAAAUCAAGCAAAAACUACAAGAGUCUGAGACCUUGAUGCAAGCCUUGUCAAAGAGGCUUGAAGUAUUAGUUGUUGAGAAGGAGGAUCUUGAAGCAUUUACUGGUCUUGACAGGACACGUCGUGCCCUUGAAUAUUGUCUGUAUGAAUCCCAGUUGAAGGCUAUGAUGGAGGAACUAGAGACUAUGGAAGAAUUUAAUUUACCUGGUUUGAAGAACCAAAUAGAAUGCAGAUCUCUUCAGCAGAAGGCUCAAGAGAAAAUGUUCAAGACCAAGAAAUUGCUAGAAGACAAUGAAAAACACUUGGAAGCGCUUCAGGAUUGUCAAAGCAAGUUGAGAAUAGAGGAGCAGCAGGUGCAGGGUCAUAUUGAUGAGAUGAUUAUGAAGAUAAACACACUGACUGAUGAACGUGAAGCAGUCAAUGAACAGAAGGUACAAACACAAGUUGAAAUUAAAACUUUGGAAGUGUGGAUGGCCCAGAAUGAGAGACAACUUCUUUAUUUUAAACCCCAACAUGAGAAGUAUAAGAAAAAGGAAGAAGAGUAUAUGAAAAUGCUAUCACAGUUGGAACAGAAGCGUAGUGAAAUCUAUGACAGGCUUGGUCGGCAUGAGCAAUUUGGUACCAAAGAAGAACGUGAUGCCUGGCUACAAGAUGAGCUAGAAUCUGUUUCUAAAGCAGUGGAGGAAAUACAGAUUAAAGAAAGUAAGAUGGGAGAGGAGUUACAGAAAGAUGCAGAACAAGAAAGUAAACUGAAGGAUGAGAUUGAGGGCUUGAAGAAAGUUGAAGUCGACUAUCACAGUAGUAUUGAUACACUGGAAAAUAAUUUGUUCAGUGCAGAGAAGAAGAGGGUUGAGAAAGAGACCAUGUUGAGUGAGCUGUUCCGUAGGGAUUCUGAAGUUGAACAGAAGCACUCUUCUCUGCGUGAUGACUUAACCAAAGCCAAACAGUUAUUGUGUUCAAUAGCAGACAAGAAUGUCAUUGAAGGUUUGGAAGGGCUACAGGAAGUAAUGAAGAAACUGCAAGGACAUGAUGAAGCCUCUGUUAGUGGGUACUAUGGGACAGUCCUAGAAAACUUGGAAUGCAGUGACAGUCUCUUAACUGCUGUGGAAGUGACUGCUGGUAAGAGACUUUUCUACCACAUUGUGGCUACUGAUGAAGUGUCUUCCAAGAUAACAAAGGAAUUUAACCACAGUAACUUGCACGGGGAAAUAAAUUUCUUUCUUCUGAAUCGUCUUUCAGUUAAAGAACUUCACUACCCUGUCAGUAAUGAUGCUUUCCCACUAAUACAGAAGUUGCAGUAUGUACAAGAGUUUGAUAAAGCAAUGAAAAAUGUCUUUGGGAGAACUGUUCUCUGCAGGAACAUGCAAGUUGCAUUUCAUUUUGUUGAUGAAUAUCAUUUGGACUGUAUUACUCUCGAAGGAGACCAGGCGUUGCGAUCAGGAUCACUGUGUGGUGGCUAUCGUGAUAAAUCAAGGUCAACAAUAUUGGUGUACAAAAACUACACUUUAUUGCAGAAACUAUUAAAUGAAACAGAAGAAGAAGUCCAAAAAAUAAAAAAUGAAAUAAAAGAUAUCAGAGAUGAGAUGACACAGUAUACCACUGAUAAACAGAAACUAGAGAGAAAGAUCAUGAAUGCUAAGAGUGCUAGUGAACAUGUGAAGUCACGUAAGAUUCUGCUAAGUGAUGACUUAGAUGGUGUGAAAGAAGUAAGAGCAAAGAAAGAAAAGUUACAGGAACAGUAUCAUUCAACCCUAGAGGUACUACAGGCUCGUAGGACUGCUCUUGAGAGUGAACUAAAUCAUGAAAUGACAUCACAUUUAUCAGAAUCUGAGCAGAUGGAGGUAGAUCAGUUAAAUAAUGAUAUAAGAAGACUUACAGAGGAAUGCAAAAAAUUAUUCAGUGAAAGAUUGCAGCUUCAGUAUGACAGAGUAUUGUUACUGAAAAAUACAUUUACUAAACAACAUGAGACUUUAUCAGAGACUCUUGAAAACCUGAAAGAAGACAGCAUUUGCAGAUCUUUGGAUUUGACAAAGAUGAUCUUGGAGUCCAUGUCAAAAGACUUGGAUGAUAUUCAGGAGCAGCUUAAAGAUACUGAGAAGGCAAUUCAGGAGACAAAAGAAGAGCAAAUGUCUGUUCUAGACAAACUGAAAAGUCAGAAAGCAGAAGAAACAAAGAUACAGAAAGAAGUAGAUGAUUAUGAUAAGGAAAUAAAGCUAUUUGCUGCCAAGAAAAAUACCCUUAUGAUAAGGAUUGAAGAAUGCAAUGAAAGCAUUGCUAAAUUAGGACCAUUACCCCUACAAGAACAAACCAGAUAUCAGAAUAUGGGGACUAAGCAAAUACUGAAGAUGUUAACAGGAGUAAACAGGAAGCUGAAAAAAUUUCAUAAAAUGAACAUACAGGCAGAAUGUCAGUAUGCAGACUUACUAAACAAGGAUAAAAAUGCCAAGUUAAAAUUGGAAAGCUUGGAAGAAGGAUACAACGGUAUUUUGGAACUGCUACAUGUUUUGGAAACACAGAAGAAUGAUGCAGUUCUGUUUACUUUUCGUCAGGCUUCUGAGAACUUCAGUAGCAUGUUCAAGAAGCUAGUACCAACUGGACGUGCCCAGUUGACUAUGAAGACCUCAGAAAAUGAUGUUGUCCGAAUUGAGGAUGUUGCUGAUGUCAGCACAAUUAAAGGAGUUGGAAUUUCAGUCUCGUUUGAUGCUAAUGGCUUGGAAGUACAUGACAUGAAAGAAACAUCUGGAGGAGAAAAAUCUUUACUUGCACUUACGCUGAUCUUUGCUUUGCAAAAGUGUUCUCCUGUCCCAUUUUGUGUCAUCGAUGAAGUGGACUCUAUGUUGGAUGGUGCAUAUAGACCUGCCUUGGCCCAGCUAAUAAGUGAACUUUCCAAAGAAACACAGUUCAUUGUUACUACACAUGGCCAUGAUAUUAUAAAUUAUGGGGAUCAAUUCUAUGGAGUCAAGAACAUCAACCAGGCAGAUACCAGUGUUUCAGAGAAACAUACUGUCUUCAUCUCCAAGUCUGAAGAACACCACUGUCUUCAUCUCCAAGUCUGAAGAACACCAAUGUCUUCACUGCUAAGAGAACCUUAAAUCUCACAUGGAAUAUAAUAUUCAGAAAACUGUUUGUUAUACAAUUAGUCAUAAAUCUAAUUUCAACCUCAUGAUAUUUAGCAAUAGAGUGUUAUGUAAGAUUUGAGGUUUUCACAGUGGUGAGUAUGAAGAUUUCUGUCUUCUGGGUUGUUGAUGUUAACAUCGACAAGUCUACACAGCGCAACAACCCAGAAGACAGAAAUCUUCAAUAGAGUGUUAAGUAGCAAUAUACCAAAGGGUAAGAACAUGAUACAUGGUGUCUGACAUAAAUGCACACCAUGAACUUCACCAUUAAGGUGCUUUGUCCCCAAAUUUAAAUUCUGACUUAAAAUGGCAAAAUUAAGGAUGCAUUAAUAUUCCAUAUAUUGCAUUGAAUGGAGUCUGGCUCAAAUGUAGGUGGUUGAUUGUUGCAGCAGAUGCUGGAACAAUGAACAGAUCAUUAUAGUGCACAUAAAACAAUUUCUUGCAGCCAUAUUUCCUUUUUAGGUACUGGAAAUAUUUGCAGUGUUUUUGAAAUGUUAGUAAAUGUGCCAUAAUUUUUUUGUAUUUGUUUAUUUUCUUUAGAUAAGCCAUGUGAAUAUAAUAACCAAACAAGAAGCCUUGGAAUUCAUGGCAUAAUUGGUCAGAGAAGAUGUGAAAAUGUAUUGCACCAGUCGACCAGAUUACUAUGAGGAAAGGGAUUCCAUGCCUUAUAUACAUUUCUUUGUUGCAGCUUGUUAGAAAAGAGAGAAGGAACAUAAGAAACAUUGUCUCAUUGUCUUUUGAAUACAGUACACAAGCAUAAGUUAUUUUAUGAAGUAUGUAUCAUAUCACUUAUAAUUUGGCAUUCCAUUUUAACUUCAGGUGAUUAUCACUUAAUAGAAUAUUGGUAGCCCAUGGAGAGAGAUGAGGGGACAAAAGGCCUCCAUAAAUAUAAUUCAUAAUUAUUCUUCAGAGGUUCCCUCCACUCUCUAAAGAGAACAAGACCACCUCUGUCAGUGGUAUUUUACAUGUUAAUUUUAAUUAGUAUAUUGAUUACAUAUCAUUUGUGUCACUUUGAUGCUGAUCAGUUACUUUAACCCCAAUUUAUAUACUUUUAAGAUAGCUAACUUUUGCAUUGAAGUGUUUGAUUAAUUCAUACUUGUGAAUUGUCAGUUUGUAGAUCAAAACAGUUUUCAUGUUUAAGAAAUUGUAUCUUUGCAUAUGAAGUGGUAAUAUAUUGACAUCAGCAAUGAGGCAUGCACUAAGAGAAAAAAACAAUGUCAUUUUUGUUAGAAUUGAUAAACAGUAGCUUAACCAGUGGAUUGCACUUAACUUGAACGCUUACUGUAGUGGUCUUUUUAUGUCCAGAAUAGUGCUAAAGAAUGAGCAGGUCAAAUUGACAAUACACAUUUAUAUUUAAGAACAAAGGUUUGGGAUUUUGCAACAUUACUAAUUAGCCUGACACCACUAUUUGUAUGUUACCUAUAUAUUUUAUAUAAUCAUCAUAAUUUUAGGUUAAAUUUUGAAGUCCACUUGUCAUAAUAAGGAAAGGAAAUAUAAUACUUUUAUUUUCACCUGAUUUGAAUUAUGUAAUUUCAGCAGUCAAGCAUGUUGUUGUUUGUAACAUGUUAAAGAAAUGAGGGAAAUAAAAUAGCAUUUAGUACAGGAAAAAGUAAGUCAAUUAACCUUUGUCAUAGAAGAAUGUAUUACCAUGUUGCCAGCCAGACUUUAACUGUGGGAUUAAUAGUUUAGCUGUGGGCUGGUAGAAUGCAUAGUCAGUUGGAUUACACAUAAACUGUGUCACUCAGAUGAUAAAGUUUAAAGUAUUUCACUAUUGUUUAAGUUCACAUUCAUAACUCAAAUAUAACUUAAUUUAGUAGAUACAAGGAAAGUAUCAAUCAUUGCUGAGGAAGUAGGAUUGUGAAAUGUUCAAGAAUAUCGCAAUAACAAUUCAUAAACUGUGAAGAACUGUAUAGCUGUCUCUACUUACUUCAAAAAUGAAAACAUACAUUUUUAAGCCUCAACUGUUUUUUUCAAAUGGUUCAGGUAAACAUGACAGUGAUGAAGCACAAAGUACUUCAGAACAUUGUAAGUAUAAAUAUAUUUUAGUUUAAUGUUGGAGGAGGCUUACUUCAUUGUCUCAUUGCUGACCUGAAAUUUAUUUCUGAGGACUGUGCUAAGCAGUGACUAUGUUGCUCAUUAUGCAAGGAGAGAGUAUGUUAAAAGAGGCUGUAAAUAAUAUUAGAAACAAAGAAACUGUUACUCUUUACAUAAAAACACAUUUCCUGUCUUCAUUUAGAAACAUAAUUUUGAAGAAUACAAAAGAAAAUUGUUUUCUCAUGUA